Molecule: messenger RNA, 1603 nt
Organism: Erythranthe guttata (spotted monkey flower)
Lineage: Eukaryota; Viridiplantae; Streptophyta; Magnoliopsida; Lamiales; Phrymaceae
Biological process (GO): regulation of GTPase activity
Molecular function (GO): GTPase activator activity; small GTPase binding
Source: RefSeq, a predicted model, not a curated record
CUUACUUGUAAAUUGUUUGUUUAAUCAUUCAAUUUUGAACUUCUUCCUUAGUUUCCAUUCAAAAGAGAAGGGUGCGACCAUUUCAUUCAUUUUUCCUUGUUCUCGCCUUGAAUUCUUGAUCUAAUAAUCCAUCCAUCAGCUAUUCUGUCUCUGUUACUCUCUCCCAUCAUCUCUCUCUCUCUCUCUCUCUCUCUCUCUCUCUCUCUCUCUCUCUCUGAUAUCAGAAGAUGUACGGUGGGGGGAGCAGUGGGACCCAGAGCAAGAGGGACAUGGCAAUAGAGUACCAGGCACAGAUACCGAUAUUGAGGCCAAGCAUACAUGCAAGAAGGGCAAACAUGACAGUGAAAUUCCAAGAUCUGUACGGAUUCACAGUUGAAGGAAAUGUUGAUGAUGUUAAUGUAUUGAAUGAUGUUAGAGAGAAGGUUAGAGAACAGGGUAAAGUUUGGUGGGAAUUGGAGUGCAGUAAAGGACCUAAUUGGUAUUUGGAGGAUAGUCAUGUUUUCUCUUCUUUUAUGAAUGGCAUCACUCUUAAGCGGCUCAUCAGAAAAGGUAUCCCUCCCAAUUUGAGGCCCACUGUCUGGUUCUCCUUAUCCGGCGCCGCCAAAAAGAAAUCCACCGUCCCCGACAGCUAUUACCGUGAUUUGACCUCCGCCGUUGAGGACAAAAUUACCCCUGCUACCAAGCAGAUUGAUCAUGACCUCCCACGGACAUUUCCAGGUCACUCGUGGUUGGACACUCCAGAAGGGCAUGCUGCUCUAAGACGUGUUCUUGUCGGCUAUUCUUUUCGGGAUUCUGAUGUUGGAUAUUGUCAGGGUUUAAACUAUGUUGCAGCAUUAUUGUUGCUUGUCAUGAAAACGGAGGAGGAUGCAUUCUGGAUGCUUGCUGUUCUCUUGGAAAAUGUUUUGGUUAAUGAUUGUUACACAAGCAACCUGUCUGGCUGUCACGUCGAACAACGAGUUUUUAAGGAUCUCCUCACCAAAAAAUGCCCCAGGAUAGCUGCUCAUUUGGAAGCUAUGGACUUUGAUGUUUCUCUUGUUUGCACAGAGUGGUUUUUAUGCCUCUAUUCUAAAAGCCUGCCUUCAGAGACAACUAUGCGUAUAUGGGACGUUCUUUUCUAUGAAGGGGCAAAGGUGUUGUUUAAUGUAGCAUUAGCAGUUUUUAAGAUGAAUGAAGAGGAGUUGCUUAGGGCACAUCAUGUUGGUGAUGUGAUUAAUGUUAUUCAGAGAACCACUCAUCACCUCUUCGAUCCUGAUGAGUUAUUGACGGUUGCGUUUGAGAAGCUGGGGUUUAUGAUAACAACGAAUAUAUCGAAGCAACGGAAGAAGCAGGAGCCAGCGGUGAUGGCAGAACUCGAUCAGAGAGUAAGACGGCUAAAUUCGUUAAAUGGUGAUGACAAACAAUGACACCUUUUAUUUGUGGACAAGAACCAAAAGAAAAAACAUAUUAAUUAGUUGUAGUAGUAGACAUAUUUGAUGUAAUUGUAAAUUUCUGAGUUGUGUAAUGCAUGUUCUCAUAUUGAACUCUCUAAUUCUCAUCUCAUUUGAUCAUUUGAGGUUAUAUAUUGGCUUUGGCCAACUAUAAAAGACUUGACAUAUCAUUCCUU